GUGACAGCCAUGGCGCAGCUCUUUGGCUAUGUGGACACUGGCUUCAUUGCAGCCGUCCUCUCCAUCGCCUUCAACCCGCUCUUCUGGAACGUGGUAGCCAGAUGGGAGCACAAAACGCGAGCGCUCAGCCAAGUCUUCGGCUCUCCACGUACCGCCUGUUGCUGCCUGGGUGCCGUUAUCCUGCUGCUUAACUGUGUGCGGAGCCAUUGCUUCACAGAAGCCAUGAAGAGCCAGCCGAGGCUGGAGGGCUUGGACUGCCACUGGGGCUAUUACUCAGGCUUGGCCAUCUUGGCCGUGGGGACCUUGUUCGUCAUCUCCAGCUUCUUAGCUCUAGGAUUCACCGGGACGUUCCUAGGUGAUUACUUCGGCAUCCUGAUGGAGGCAAAAGUGACCAGCUUCCCCUUCAGUGUCCUGGAUAACCCCAUGUACUGGGGCAGCACAGCCGUCUACCUGGGCUGGGCCCUCAUGCAUGCAAGCCCAGCUGGCCUUUUGCUGACAGCUGUAGUGGCAAUUUCCUACACAAUCGCAAUGCAGUACGAGGGGCCUUUCACAGAGGAAAUAUAUCAGCAGAAACAGAAGGCAGCGAAGGACAAGUAGCAGCAGUGCAGCGUCUCGGAUUCCUCGGUGCAGCGUGCCUCUCCGGUCCCCACGCUGUCCGAUUUGCCCGUUUUCCUACUGAGAUGUAUCCUACUAAUUAGCCCAGCAACCCUUAAUGAGCCAGCUGAGUGCCCUGCAGUAUUGGAAGCGAUCAGAGGAACAGCCCCAGCAGGG
Molecule: messenger RNA, 771 nt
Organism: Pterocles gutturalis (yellow-throated sandgrouse)
Lineage: Eukaryota; Metazoa; Chordata; Aves; Pterocliformes; Pteroclidae
Gene: PEMT
Product: phosphatidylethanolamine N-methyltransferase
Exons: 8
Coding region: 10-597 (195 amino acids)
Biological process (GO): phosphatidylcholine biosynthetic process
Molecular function (GO): phosphatidylethanolamine N-methyltransferase activity
Source: RefSeq, a predicted model, not a curated record